Molecule: messenger RNA, 1485 nt
Organism: Penicillium subrubescens
Lineage: Eukaryota; Fungi; Ascomycota; Eurotiomycetes; Eurotiales; Aspergillaceae
Product: allantoate permease family MFS transporter
Exons: 4
Coding region: 1-1485 (494 amino acids)
Biological process (GO): transmembrane transport
Cellular component (GO): membrane
Molecular function (GO): transmembrane transporter activity
Source: RefSeq, a predicted model, not a curated record
AUGGCUGUGAACCCGAAUCACGACGACACCGUUGCCAUGGAACGGAGGCUCUCCGUCCAGAAAGAAGAAGGCCAUGAGAUGACCCAUGAAACUUCGACAGGGGAGGCGCUUGACGUGGAGCUUGACCCGGCAAUGGAGCAAAAGCUCCUGAUGAAGCUCGAUUUGGCCUUUGUCCCAAUCAUUAUGCUCACUUACUUAUCCUGCUUCCUCGAUCGCUCCAAUAUCGGAAAUGUGAAGGUUGCAAAUAUGCCGGAAGAUAUCCACGCCUCCACCAGCCAGUUCUCCAUAGCAGUCUCCAUCUUCUACGUCACCUAUGUCCUCUUCGAAUCGCCCUGGGCCGUUUUGAUGAAGAAGCUCACUCCUCGGAACAUCCUGACUGGCUUGUGUAUUGUCUGGUCCUUGACCACGAUCUUCACGGGCUUCAUCAAGUCUGUAGGCUCUCUGUAUGCUACGCGUCUGAUUCUCGGCGCCUGCGAGGCCGGACUAUUCCCUUGCCUGAACUUGUACUUGACCAUGGUCUAUCGCCGGGAGGAGCAAGCCAAGCGGGUUUCGUAUCUGCUGAGUUGUGCGGCCAUCUCGGGCGCGGUUGGUGGAUUGCUAGCGUAUGCUAUUCUUCACAUGGAUGGCGUUGCCGGCAAGGCUGGAUGGAGGUGGGUCUACAUCAUCGAAGGUAUUUUCAGCGCCCUUUGUGCGAUUCUCAUCUGGUUUGGCCUGCCGAAUGAUCCUGCUGAAGCCUAUUUCUUGAACGAUGAAGAGAAAUGGAUGAUGCGCGUACGCAAUGAGCAACGGCGGAAGUACAUGGGAAGCGAGAAGUUCAGCUGGGAGGAGAUGCGCAUCGCAUUGCGCGACCCCAAGCUGUACUUCUCAGGACUCAUCCAAUUCUGCCAGGACAUUCUCUUGUAUGGAUUCAGCACGUUCUUACCCACAAUUUUGAAAGGCAUGGGCUACAACUCUUUGAUGAGCAACGUAUUGACCGUCCCUGUGUACAUAUGGGCGGCUUCGGUCUUUAUUGCCGUGGCAUUCUGCGCCGAUCGAUACUCCAAGUUUGCGUCGUUCAUCUUCGCAACAAACAUUUUCGGUAUCAUCGGCUACAUCCUGCUGCUAGCUGUAUCCAACAGGGCAGUGCAAUACUUUGCAACCUUCCUCAUCGGAAUCACCACUUACACCGGCGUCGGAUUGAAUGUCGCAUGGAUCAACGUGAAUGUCGCUCCUCAGUAUCGACGAGCGCUGGAGAUUGGAUUACAACAGACAAUGGGCAAUUGUGCCGGAAUUGUGGCAGGACAAAUUUAUCGCAAAUCACCAUACGUGCUGGGAAAUUCUUUCUCCCUAGGGGUCCUGGUGGUAGCCCAGAUCGCCGUGGCGGGACUUGGGUUCUAUCUGCGUCGUGAGAAUCGGGUCAAGGAGCAGAUCGAGAAUGGUGAGAAGGAGGAUACACGACGGGUUCGCACGGGCGAUGGUGCGGUGGAUUUCAAGUACCUUUACUGA